Molecule: messenger RNA, 1145 nt
Organism: Labeo rohita (rohu)
Lineage: Eukaryota; Metazoa; Chordata; Actinopteri; Cypriniformes; Cyprinidae
Gene: cd74b
Product: CD74 molecule, major histocompatibility complex, class II invariant chain b
Exons: 6
Coding region: 124-723 (199 amino acids)
Biological process (GO): intracellular protein transport; antigen processing and presentation; immune response
Cellular component (GO): membrane
Molecular function (GO): macrophage migration inhibitory factor binding; MHC class II protein binding
Source: RefSeq, a predicted model, not a curated record
CACUUUCAUCCGAGUGCCGCUCCUGAACUCUCAGUUCUCACAUUUUCACAUUAGAGCGCUGUUCGAAAAACCCCUUUGAAAACUGACAAAAUUUUGAGAACUCUUUCGGACUACUGAUCAGAAAUGUCCACCGACGGAAACGAGGCACCACUUAUCAGAGCUCCAAGUGAGCAAACUUCAAUCAACAUGGGACCUCAGGGAAGCAGAUCUAGCAAUCAGGUCCUGAAGGUGGCAGGAGUGACUCUGCUGGCUGGCAUUUUGAUCGCAGGUCAGGCCUUCACUGCCUACAUGGCAUACAACCAGAAGGAGCAGCUCAACGUCCUGGAGAGACGCAGCGACCGCCUGCAUGAGAUCAGCCGCAAGUCUGUCAUGCGUGCCCCCAUGCAAAUGCAUCUCCCAAUGGCCUCCCUUGCUCUGAAGUAUGAGGAUGAGCCUGAGGAGAAGAAGGACUCCUCAAAUCCCAAACCAGAGCUCACCCAGUGCCAGAAGGAGGCUACAGGGGAGAUCAAGACUCUCCUGCCAUCCUUCCGCCCCAAGUGUGAUGAGAACGGAGACUAUCAGGCCCAGCAGUGCUGGGAAGAGACUGAAUGGUGCUGGUGUGUGGACAAGAACGGCGCUGAGAUUCCUAAUUCUCUGACCAACAGCAGUUCUCUUCAGUGUUCAGACUUCAAUUCUGCUGAUAAAAUGGUGAUGGUGCCUCUGGUGGGGACAGAUGGCCAGUGAAGAGGAGCAGUGAGGAGCAUUUAAAACAUAAAUAUCACUUUCUGCCAUUUUGAACUUUAACAGUUGUACUUUCACAUUCACUUUAGAUUAAUGGCUUGGUUUGAGGUAAACAUCUUCAGUCAGUUGAUUCAGAUAUUUUGAUGUCACAAUAGCAGAAAUCUCAAAUAAAGUUAAUUGUGUUUUGUAUUGUACUGGUAAUUAUUACAGACUUUAGUAGAUUAGCUUCAGCAGUGUUGACCUUUAAUGAAAAACUUUAACUUGAUAGAACUGUACUAUUGCUUUUUUUAUUUUCAUUUCUUUUUUCAACUAACCUUUAAUGUCCUUUUAUUGUGAGUGUACUAAGAGAGAUAUGUAAUAUACAGAAGGAUGAAACUGGAUGAUGGAUAGCUAACAAAGAUGGACAAUAAAUUAAUUACUAACUA